Molecule: messenger RNA, 2533 nt
Organism: Meleagris gallopavo (turkey)
Lineage: Eukaryota; Metazoa; Chordata; Aves; Galliformes; Phasianidae
Molecular function (GO): protein binding
Source: RefSeq, a predicted model, not a curated record
AGAAUAAGCCCAUGCAGGCUACUGGGACAGGGGAGCGUGUUGUGGCUGCACAGCCCAGCUGGGCUGGGGUGAGGGAGGGCUUAGCCAUUCCACUGCAGCAUGACAGCUCUUGGAGGGCUCAUUGAGACCUUGGCAAGCUUCCUGACACAAUGCUGGGAGUCUUGCAGCUCUCUGCACAGAGCAGGUCUUCCAAGGGUGCCUUCACCAGUGGCCCUGACCUCUGAACCGUACCAUAAUGGCCCUGAGGUGUUCCCCUUCACCGGGGUGUUGCUAUUCUUCACCGUGCUGUGCUGGUCCUCUCUCCUGGGCAAGGAACUCUUGCCAGUCUCAUGCCUCAAUGAGACCAAUAGAGCCCAAGGACACUCCUAUUGGGCUGCUGCAUGCAAGCACACUGCGUUUGAUGUGGGCCCAGUGCCAUCACCCCAGGGCAUGGCUGGAGCCAUGGCCAUGAUUCCCCACUGGGAUGCCUGCCUGUGGCUGCUGCCCUUGCGCCCCGUGUGGAUUCACCUCUGCUCCAGGGGUUGGGCUGUUUUUUGGAGUGCUCCAAGGACACGGGUUGUUGUUGCUGAUAAGCGGAAAGGGGCAGCUCCACCCCAGCAGGAACAUGUUGUCAGCUGCCUCCACAUCCGCCCCAGGACACAUCUUCCCUUCUCGGAGAGUUUCACUCCUGGCAGCAGGCUGUGUGUUCCCUGCGGUGGUGGUCCCUGUGAUGCCGCUCUCGUGCAGCAUGCUGCUCCCUGCCGUGCUGGGACUGGGGGCCUUGCUGGUCUGGGGGCUGCCCUCGCCCUGCCCCCCGCCCUGCCAGUGCUAUGGCCGUGCCAGCGUCUUCUGCUCAGAGGAGAGGAUGAGGGAGAUCCCAGCAGGCCUGCCUGGCAAUGCCACACAGCUCAUCUUUGUGGAGACGGCCCUGAGCCACAUCCGGAGCGGUGUGCUGGGCCCCAGCACUGCUCUCACCAAACUGGUGUUCAUCAACAACCACAUCCAGGAGCUGGAGCCCGGCGCCUUCCGCAUGCUGCCCGGCUUGGCUGAGCUGGAGCUGUCGGGCAACCCGCUGCCAUUUGUCAGCCCAGAGUUGCUGAAGGGGCUGCCCAGUCUCACCGUGCUGUCCCUCAGCUCCAAUGCCCUCCGCUCUCUGCACCCGGAGCUUUUCACCGCUGUGGGCAACCUGCAGGACCUACGCCUGCAGGGAAACAGGAUUGAGGCACUGCCCCAUGAUAUCUUCCACCCCCUGCAACAUCUCCAGGCCUUGGACCUCUCGCAGAACGUGCUGGCUGAGCUGCCCAAGGGGCUGCUGGCCCCACUCACUGCUCUGCGCGUCCUGAAACUGAGCAACAACAUGCUGGCACGGCUGCUACCCCGUGCCUUUGUAACACUAACCCAGCUGGCUGAGCUGCACCUGGAUGGCAACCAGCUGGUGGAGCUGCCACCUGGUGCCUUUACUGGGCUGGUGGGUCUGCGGCGGCUGCAGCUGCAGCACAACGCCCUGGGCAGCCUGGCCCCUGCCACUUUCUCUGGCCUCACCAACCUCACCUCCCUCAGUCUGGAGGGGAACCGCCUGGCCCAGCUGCCUGCCGCCCUCCUCCAGGGCACCCCGUACCUCCUGCACCUCUCGCUGGCCCGCAACCACCUGCAGACACUGCCCAGAGGCCUCUUUGCCAACCUAUCGGCAUUGCAGAGCCUGGCGUUGGAGCACAACGCCCUGUCCCACCUUCCUGCUGAGGCUUUCCAUGGGCUGGCAGAGCUGACGGCACUGCAGCUGGGCCGCAACAACCUCUCUGUGCUGCCCUCUGGGCUGCUGGAUGAGCUGCCCCGCCUGACAUCACUGGGACUGGAGCACAACCGCCUGUCCCACCUGCCCACGGGCUUCUUCGGUGCCAAUGAGGAGCUGGUGCGCGUGGGGCUGGAGAGCAACCCCUGGGUGUGUGACUGCCGCCUCGCCUACCUGCUGAGCUGGCUGCAGGUGUUUGCCGAGCCCCUAAUCCACCUGCAGGCCUCCUGCACCGGCCCCGCUGCCCUCAUGGGACGGCCCCUCCUGGAGGUGACCCUCCGGCCGCAGAUGUGUUCUCGCCACCAGGGCUGGGACGAGACGCCUGGGGAGGGCACACCAGGGCAGUGCAUCUACAGCGACCCCGAGGGCACCCUACAUAUAUCCUGCAACGCCACGGGCUGUCAGCAGCUCAGCCUUCGCCUCCCUCCUCCUCCUCCUGGGGAGACAGCACGGCUGGGGCCCGAGUACCAGGGUGACUGGGUGCUGCGCUCCUCCUGCGGCACGCUGCGGGUCAGCAUCCUGGUCACGGUGCGGGAUGGAGAGAAGGACGUGUCACCUGGUGACCCUGCUGCGCCCUAGGGCACGGCACUCUGCUUCGGGGUCAGCACCGGCCCGGUGCAGCGACUUCAGCCUGGGGAAUGACGACGUGUUCUGCUCUGAUGUCCCCACCGAGGUCACCAGUGUCAGGAGCGGGACUGCCGGUAUUUAUUCGCCCAGCCGUGCACUCCUCGUGUAUUUCAACUAUCAUUAAAAAGUAGAUAUUAA